AUGGGUCGCUUUGGCUGUUUCUCGUUGGUGAACAUUGAAAGACGAUUGAUAAAGCUGAAGGGCGCGGAGAGAAUAUAUCGCCAGAACUUCGUACGCAAUUUGUACUUGCUCCUCUCCAUCCAACACGGCCUGACGACUGCUUGCAUCCUCUUCUGCGCUCGCAGGGUUUUAAGUGACGCCUUCAGACUCUUCGUCAGUAGUGUCCUGCUGAUCGUCGCGUUCGUCGUUGUCUGCCGGUCAAAGAAAGCUAAACGAGUUGAUGGAAAAAACUUGCAGCUUUUCCUCGGCUUGUCGCUCGCAUUCGCGUUCAACGUUACCAUGCUCACAAUCUACGAAGACCUCCACAUAACUUGGCUUACGCUCGGAAUGCUCUCUGUUUGCUGCUUGGGCAUAGCCAUCUUUACGUGCCAGUCGCGAUUCGAUUUCAUCUCCUGCGUUGGCUUCAUCUAUAUGUGCGUUUUCGGUGCCUUCAUCUACAGCCUCCUCUUGGCAGGUGUGUACGGCUACCACCCACAGUAUGAGAAGGACGCUGCACUAGUUUUCCUGACACUGAGCCUACUGUACAUGUAUGUCUACACCUACAUCUUGAUGGAGGGCAAGAGAGUCGAUAUCUAUUAUGAAGAAUACGUCUUUGGGGCUAUAUUCAUUUACACGGAUAUCUUCAUGUGGCUCUGGUCCCUCAUCAAAAGAUCCACGAGGAAGCUCAAGGGAGAAUCUGACGCAGAUUCGUCGACUGUGACCUACCCUUCGGCAUGA
Galendromus occidentalis (western predatory mite) is the source of this 756-nucleotide messenger RNA. RefSeq names its product protein lifeguard 1-like. Gene Ontology annotation, biological process: negative regulation of apoptotic signaling pathway. The transcript has 3 exons. Gene Ontology annotation, cellular component: Golgi apparatus; membrane; endoplasmic reticulum. NCBI's taxonomy places the organism in Eukaryota, Metazoa, Arthropoda, Arachnida, Mesostigmata, Phytoseiidae. The record is from RefSeq and is a predicted model, not a curated record. The coding region runs from base 1 to 756 and encodes 251 amino acids.